AUGCCUCCCUGGAAUGCUCUGUGUCAGGGCCUUGUGCUCUCUGGACGCCGACUUGGCGGUCCUGCCUCUCGUAGGCUGCAGCAGCGGCGUCAGCGGCUGCUACAACAACAGGCUGAGCAGAGAACCCCUUCCCCGAAAGCGACACCUGCAGCAAGUGCUGUGCCCUUCAUGGCAGGAGGCAGGAUGGGGAGCGAUCCGCUACACUUGAAUGAUGAGACUCAGCAGCAGCAGCAGGGUGGCCCUCCCAAGCGGGUAGGCACUGGCCACUUCAGGGAUCCCAUGAGGGCCCCCGUGCCGGUAGAGGGCGGGAAUCCAGCACACACUGAGUUCUUGAAUAUGAAUAAACAGGAUCUGCAAGCUCGGGUUGUAGAACAGCUUAUUGCCUUAAGGAGGCAGAAGCAGCAGCAGCAACAACAACAACCGCAGCAGCAGCAGCGGCAGCACGGUGAGGCUGCUCCCCAAAACGCCACUGUGCAUGCACCCCCCGAAACAGCACAGAGGGAACCAAGGGAUUCAGAUCUCCCAUUGGCCGUUGCUGAUGUGUAUGUACACCACGAGCAAAAUAUCCGCAGCGUCGCCCCAAGGCCACAUGCCUUUGUGGAAGCCUGCGUGAGGGACCUCAUGGCGGGAGCUUCUGCAGCUGCAAAUCCUCUGUACACCCCAAGCAUCCCGCUGGGGGAGGAAUGGGGAGAAGAGCGUCCUUUUGAGUACCAUGACUCAGAGAAAGAAAAACGCGCCACGAGGCCCUCAGAAGCACAGCUUCGGCGAGCUGCUUCCCUUGUGGGGGCCCCCGGUGUUGAGUUGGUGCAUGCAGAAACAGAGGCAGCUUUAUUGCACCUCAAAGAGGCCUCCCAGGGGAUAUGUGAUCCUUCUUUCAAAGGGGCACCUGAUGAGCCAAACGGCUCCUCUACGGCGUUUAAGACGGUCUCAACAGAAGCUGCUGCUCGUUCGGAUGGGCAGAAUGCCGAAGAACGCAUCGAUCGAUGGGGGGCCCCCCGAGAAAGUCCGUAUGAUAGACGUCAGGGAGCACCCAGCGUGGUGCUUGCGGGAUCCUCCCGUCAGCUGCGCUCGUUUUUUCGGUCCGACGACUCCCCCGUCACUUGUAGAGAAAACCCCUGUGGGGUCCAUUUACCAGCUGUAGAGGAGUGCCCGCAUGGGAGCCCCCUCCAAACAGAGAUCCCCGAAGAAGAUACUCCCCGUGCAUCGAUGGGCCGUGCGAGGCGGCGGACCAGCAAUACUGAGACCACGCUGCUAGAAGUGGCUGGAUCCCCUCUUCUGGGUGAAACGAUACGAGCGAGUGAAGAGUCUUCACGGGCCUGGGAAGCCGUGUUGGGGGCUUCCUCUGCCGCUGCUCCUGUACAGACCCCUUCUGCACUCGCGGGAGACUCUCCUGGGGAUGUGCAUUAUCUUCCUUCCGACCCGUUUUCCGACAACCCAACGUGUGCGUCAGAGACUACCGCGGAUGGAGCACUACACGUUUGGGGUCUUCGAUUUCGGGAAAGGGGCACGAUAGAUUGUCGGUCCCUCGGGGUGGUGAUGGGGGGUAGAGGUAGAGCACGUUUUGCCUUUGGAGGUGGGUGCUUCGCGAUGUGCAGCUUGAACCUCUCAACUCUGGGGGCUUACUGGGCGGCUCGAAGGUCCAGCUGUUUGUUCGAUGUCUCUUACCGCCGGCUUCUGGAGGUGCGCGGCAGAGACAGAGUCGCGUUCGCUGACCUUUUGGCAUCUUGUGAUAUGCAGAGGAUGAUGCGGGUAGGCGAGGCAUAUUCAGCGCUGUUGCUGGACAGCAAGGGCCUUCUGAUGGAUGACUGCUGCGUCCUCAAGGCACCCGACUUCAUCGAGAUCCGUUCCUCAGGCCAUGCUUUCUCCCAGAUAUUUGAAUACGUUGCGGAGCUCGCAAACUUCUGCACGAAGAGUGGGAUGCAGGUAGCUCUGCAGCCUUCGUCGAAGAGCUGCGUGCUGGCCCUGCAGGGGCCCCUGGCAAUGAAGCGUUUUGUGCAGCAGUGCAACCCACGUUUGCUGACCGUUGUUCAAGGGGUGGCUGCACUGCAUGCGGCUGCCCCAAAAUUGGCGAGAACGCUGCUGUUUGGAGUUGGAAACUCUGGAUCGGGGGCUUGUGGCUGGGGUGUCAGGGGAGAGAAGACAGAAGCACCAUCUCGAGGAGCUCUUCGCGUCGCUCUGUAUGAUUUCUGGGGGAACCCGUUGUCUCCCGCUGGUCUCUCUCAAUUGCCCUUCAUGUCCGCCUGGCGCCUUGAAAUAAGGCUCCCCCGAGAUCCAAAUAUUGGUUCUCGCUCUCACAGCAGUUCUAAAAAAUUCUCUGUGAGCUGCAUCCGUGGGGGCCCCACUGGAGAAGAUGGCAUCGAGUUUGCCGCGGAUCCGCCUGGGGCUUUAGCCCUUGCCAGGUUUCUACUGGACGACUCGCUGGCCAGGAAGGGCCCUCCAGUGCAGAAUCCUGGAGGCUUAGGAUCCUCUGUAGUUGCACCCCCGUAUUUGGGUUCGUUCUUUGCUUUGGAGAUGCUGCGGCUCGAGGCUGGACUCCCGUGGAUGGGGACGGACAUGCGGAGCAGCCACACAGCGCCACAAGCAGGCUUUGCACGCUUGGUGAGUUUGUAUAAGGUUAGGCAGAAAGUGCUUCUGGGAUCAGAGGCCCUCAGUAGGCAUCUUGCCGUUCCCCCCAAUGUGAGAAGAGUUGGAUUCAUCAUCGGGGGAAACGACAGACUGCUAAGGGCGGAGCAAAUCCAGCAGGAGCGACAAGAGGCACCGGCAGAGGGGGAUGAGGCAGGCGUUUGUUUUGCGGUAUCCUCCGGUACGAAUCUGGAGGCUAUCAGUUUCCCAUUAUGCGGCUCUGCCGUUCUGUCUCGUGGUGAACGGCGGCCCGUCGGCAUCAUCACUUCUGUGGGCUGGAGUCCCACGAUGAAAUGCAGAAUUGCACAGGGGCUUGUGCUCAAUGAAUUUGCAAGGCACAGAGAGCCUGUAUGGUUCGCAGUCCCAAAAGCUGUAUCCUCAGAUGCCCCCAAAUGGAAAAAGGAAAAGUUACUAAGAGGAAGGAGGCUCCGCCUGUUAGUUCCAGGAAGGGUCUGCAGGCUACCACUCCUCCCGCAUAACUACCCGUUGGUGCGUCAUGUUAUACACAACUCUCCGUGCUCCCUGCCAAGGUGCCCGUCCCUGCUUUCCUUAGUCCCCAAAAAAAGCCAACAGGCUCUGUGGAGCCUACGAAUACGCCAGCGUGAUCGAAUCAGAAUGACCAUAGCUUUUGAGGGCUCCAGGUGUCCAUUCAUGUCCUAUUACUACUCUUGUUUAUUUAAAGGGAAAACAAGGAUUAGUGGCCAAAUGCCAAUGAGAGAAUCAAGCAAGCUGUGUGUGUUGUUCGUGUGCGAGUUUAUUUGCAGACAGAGGGCCAGAGGCAGACCGCGAAAACAGUGCCAUUCGUGCCGAUUAGGAAUGGGCAGCAUCACAGCUCCGCAGAGACAACGAGGACGCGGUAGAAAGGGUCCAGGGAGAAGGAACCUUUGGAGAGAUAGUGGAGGUGAGGAGGACAUAUGUGAUAUGUGUUACACUUCCACUGCCCGCAGUUCUGAAAGUUCCCCAUAUGAGGGCAGAAAGCCAUGUAGGGUGAGAGUAGCUGCGACCUCCAACCAUUCACAGCAUUCACAGCUAGUGCACAGAGCAUCUAGCCUACGCCCGCUACACCUGGUCUACGAGGUGGCACUUAAACUCUUACCAGAAGAAUGUGCACGUCCCAAUUUGCGUGCGAAGGGGGCUACCUAUUUAUUUGUGGGUGCGAAGACAGUGAGAGAAGUACUUGAACACCAAACUAAGAUAACAGUACAGCAAGACGACCAGCACCCAGGGGAUCAUCACCGCGUUAACUACGACCUGCAUCGAAAGCACAAAGUAGCAGUUUGCGGAUCACAAAGCGCCGCAGUUUGA
This is a messenger RNA of Cyclospora cayetanensis, 3927 nucleotides long. RefSeq lists its product as uncharacterized. The coding region runs from base 1 to 3927 and encodes 1308 amino acids. The transcript is spliced from 10 exons. NCBI's taxonomy places the organism in Eukaryota, Apicomplexa, Conoidasida, Eucoccidiorida, Eimeriidae. Gene Ontology annotation, cellular component: mitochondrion. Gene Ontology annotation, molecular function: protein binding. The record is from RefSeq and is a predicted model, not a curated record.